Messenger RNA from Silurus meridionalis, 2564 nucleotides. RefSeq names its product aspartate beta-hydroxylase (gene asph). The transcript has 11 exons. Bases 48 to 1571 code for a protein of 507 amino acids. The record is from RefSeq and is a predicted model, not a curated record. Gene Ontology annotation, biological process: peptidyl-aspartic acid hydroxylation. Gene Ontology annotation, molecular function: peptidyl-aspartic acid 3-dioxygenase activity. Gene Ontology annotation, cellular component: membrane; endoplasmic reticulum. Lineage: Eukaryota; Metazoa; Chordata; Actinopteri; Siluriformes; Siluridae.
GUUUUGGAACAAAAGGUUGUCUAGUUCGAGCUGAGACUUGUGGAGCAAUGGGUGAGCCAAAGACUGAGGUGAAGGAGCUGCAUGAAGAAGAUGCCAAACCACAGAUGAAUAAAAAUGGGAAAAGGGGUGGAGCUGUGAGCGGAGCUUCAUUCCUCACCUGGUUCAUGGUUCUGGCUCUUCUGGGCGUCUGGAGCUCAGUUGCUGUGGUUUACUUCGACCUGGUGGAUUAUCAGGGAGUGAUCGCAAAGGCGAAGAACUUGCGCUUUAAUAUUUCAGAGAUUUUACAAGGUAAACUCUCCUCGUACGAUGCUGAUGGUGAUGGAGACUUCGAUGUGGAAGAUGCUAAGGUUCUGCUGGAGGACACACCUGGAGAUCUGUCCAAGAAAAGAGGACUGAAGGAGAAGCCUGAUGUUCUAGCCUCUGGACUGUCUGAACCUGCUGAAGCCUCAGAGCCGGUUGUAGAGAAUCACAUCCACGCUGCUGAACAUGAAGAAACAUCUCAGAUCCCUUCAGAGCUUGAGGUUGAGGAGGAGGAGCCUGUUCUCGUAGAGGAGGAGCCUCUGGUUUUAGAGGAGGAGCCUGUUCUUGUAGAGGAGGGGCCUCUGGUUGUGGAGAAGGAGCCUGUUCUUAUAGAGGAGGAGCCUUUGGUUGUGGAGGAGGAGCCUGAUCAUGUGGAGGCGGAGCCUCUGGUUGUGGAAAAGGAGCCUGUUUUUAUAGAGGAGGAGCCUGAUCAUGUGGAGGAGGAGCUGGAUCAUGUGGAGGAGGAGCCUCUGUUUGGAGAGGAGGAGGAAGUAAAACCACUCAUGGGAGAAGAAGAGGUUCCUGAAGAAGAGCCUGAAGUGGUGGAGGAAGAGAAAGAAAUAGUGGAUGAAGUGUCAGUGGAUGAGGAAGCCUUAGAAGAAGCUGUGCUUAUUGAAGAGGCAAUAGAAGAGCCUUCCUCUGCUGAGGAAGUGGUUGAAGAACCUGCUUCUUCUGAGGAAGUGGUUGAAGAACCUGCCUCUUCUGAGGAAGAAGUCGCCCUGGAAGAAACAGCUGUUGAUGAAACUAUAGACGAAGCAGCUCCGAUCAAGGAGGUGGUUGAUGAAGCUGCUAGUGUUGGUGAAGCUGUAGAAGAGGUGGUUCCUUCUGAGGAGACAGAAGAGGCAGGUCUAUAUGAAAUAGUUGAAGAAACUAUUUUUGUUAAAGAAGACGUGGUUGAAGAAUCUGAAUCUGAAGCAUCUGUUGUAGAAGAAGUUUUUAAGGAAGUAGUGGAAGACUCAGCACCAGCAGAAGAAACAGAAGAAGAAUCUGUCCCUGAUGAGGUAGAGUUCGAAGAAGCAGUUCCAGUUGAGGAAGUAGUGGAGGAGCUUUCACCAGUGGAAGAAGUAGUAACUGUAAAAGAACCAGUAGAAGAGCCUGCUUCUUCUGAAGAAGCUGCAGAAGAAGAGGUUCCCAUAGAGGAUGUGGUGGAGGAGAUCUUAACAGAAGAGGCUGAGGUUGCAGAAGAAGAACCGGAGGAGAUCGAAGAAGAUGAAGAAGAUGAUGAUCCAGAUGAUGGAGAAGAACAGAACGAGGAGCCGACGGAGACGUAAGUGUUGGCACCCGUGUGGACGAGAGAGAAAGGAUUUACUCAUAUGAGAGCUGCAGAGUAUCAACAAAACUCCAGCAUUUGACCAACUGCAUCCAUCUUUUAUUUGAUUUGAUGCUCAGAUGUUUGAUUUCACACAUUUUUUUUAUUUUAAACAAGUUUAAGUUCAUUACAUAUUUUUCACUUCUUUACUUUGAGUUUCUCCUUCUGUUUCUGUUAGACGUCAAAAUGCCGUUAUUAAGUUUGUUGAGAAUCAGACGAGAUCCUGUGUAUUGAAGCUGCUUUGUGAAUGUGAGCUCUUCACGUGUGUGUGUGUGUGAGUGUGAGAGAGAGAUAUGUAUACACCCAUUUUGGUGUUAAUGUGAAGGUAUGACACAAAGCUGCACUGAUGGCUUUCACUCCUCACUUCAGCAUUACAGAAAGUUGUGUGUGUGUGUUUCUUACUACAGAGCCAUGAAUCACUUUGUCACAGUUGUACUAAGCUCAGUUUUCACUCGUGUGUGUGUGUGUGUGUGUAUAGUGAUGGUGAUUAUACACGGCGUUACAGUACAGAUUGUGUAGUUCACAAACACUACACUAGUGCAGUUUCUGUUGUCAGUUUUUUUCACAACACUUCGGCUGUUAAAUUUUUUUUUGUUGUUUUUUUUAAUGAUGUGUUAAUGUGAAUGUUUUUAAACGGUAUUAAACGUUGGGUAAUUUACAGCGUUUUCUUUUGUUUUUUAAUGUUGUGUGGAAGUGUCCAGUCUGAGGUGUUUGUAAGCCAUAUGUGGGACUUUGAAUCUGGAGAAGGGGAAACACAAACCAGCAAUAAAUGUCUGCACCUGAUUUAGUUACAGUUUGUGUGUAAACAGGAUUUUAUUUCUGAUUAGGUUUACAUGAUAUCCUGCUGUAGGGUCUAACACACUAACUUAUUGCAGUUUUAAAGACUUUUGGGUCAUAAUUCUGUGUAAAAGUUUCCUUUCUGAAUGCUGCAAUAAAGGGUUGAAAAAAAAACUGA